GUAGAGAAAAUGUUAUGUAAGACCGUGUUGCUGUUGCUGCUUAUUUUGCUGCAGGCGAUACCGCGGCUGGACAGCUACAGCUAUGACGAGCCUGGAAAGCGGGAAGAGCGAGCUCUCGGCGAACCGGAUACGGGCGGGUGCUCGGAUGAUGGCUGCAACAAGAAGACCGCCAGUAUGUUAGACAAAAGUGAUCCCAAGACAAAGGCGUCGAAUAUUGCCCAGAAGGCGGCGCAGGAGGCGAGAGCCGCCAGCGAUGCGCAAAUGGCCGCAGCCGAGGCAGCUGCCACACAGGUCAAGCAGGAGUUGGCCGAUCGGGCGGCGCAGUCGGCGCGUGCCGCCGAGGCCGCGUUGGCUGGCAAGCAACAGAUUGUGGAGCAACUGCAGCAGGAAAUGACCGAAGCGGAUGCCGUGGUGGCGGACAUUACCACAUCACUGCAGACCACACAGGCGAAUGCCAACACCGCCUCACAAGUUGUCGCCGAGUCGCAAGCCCAGCUCAAUCAGCUGAAGCGCUUGGUCGCCGCCUUCACAUCAAAUCUGGCCAAUAUAGAGAAUGUGGCUAAUGGUGCGCAGCAGGAGCUGGCAGAGAAAACUCAACUCCUGGAGGCGGCCAAGAACCGCGUGGAGAGCCUCAGUCGCCAGCUCAACGAAGCCAAGCAGGACUAUGAGAAGACAAAGAAUGCAGCAUAUAAAGCAGCCUGUGCAGCAGUCGAGGCCAAGCAGAAGGCUGCCAGAAAUCGUCGGAUGGUUACUCGUUGGCAUCAGGCAAAGGAAUCAAUGAAAUCUGGUUCUGCCAUCAAGAAGUAGUGAUUGCAAUUGAUCUCUUUAUAAGCUACUAAAUUUUGUUAGCUUCAGUUGAUAUUUAUAGUCCAGUUAUUACGUUUUUGUCAG
Molecule: messenger RNA, 891 nt
Organism: Drosophila navojoa
Lineage: Eukaryota; Metazoa; Arthropoda; Insecta; Diptera; Drosophilidae
Source: RefSeq, a predicted model, not a curated record